ACACGAUGCCUGAAGGAUGGGACAAACAUGAUCGUUAUCGCUAUCGUGACGAGACAUAUGUUGCAGACGACUACGUAUGUACUCCCACCUCGACCGUGAUCGCCGCCGUACUGACGCUGUUGGUACUCCUGUGUGCCAUAUCCGCCGGCUUCGUUUUCUUUUACCGGUCCAAAAAGCGUCAUUGGCAGAAAAUGGGAAGCUGUGAACCCUUCCCUAUUCCACCACAGCCGAAGAGCCAAUUCUACAACAGUCCAGAAGUUAUGUUCCGAGCCGCAUACGGGGGCUUCCCUGGCCAGUCCAACAUGGCAUCCAACAUGGCAGCUUUUGGCACUCCCCAGGCACUCUCUCCUAUGCACGAGGAGUCACCACAGUACAAGGAAUAAGCUAGCCCGCGAGCCUCCGCCUUGAGAGUGUAAAAGAAGGAAAAAAAAAGUAAAAAUGAUAUAUAUAGCUGAGGUUACGUUUUUUUCGGGAAUACUUUUUUAUUUUCAAAGAUUUUCAUGUUUUUAUUUACAUUGUUGUAGGAGAAAGUGUUUUGUCGUUUUAUGAAUUUGGUAUUUUAAUUUAGUUGUUUUUUUCGAAUAGAGAAAGAAGUUGGUAUUUGUUAUUCCCAUAAAAAAAUGUUGGUGUUUUCUAUAUUAUCCAAUUAGUUUAUGCAGAACUUUUACUGUUGUUUUACAAAUGAAAUAAAUAAAAUUACAAUCAGUAUAUAUAUAGAAGAGAAUCUAAUAACGUGGUGUGAGUUGGAAAGGUGUGUAAAUAAAGAAGGAGGGAGUACGGACACAUUCUUAGUUUUCUUACCAUUUGGAAGAAAACUUCACAUUUCCUACAUAUAUAUUUUUUCCACGGAGAUUUGUACAUAUAGAAUAGCUCAGGCUUUAGGGACGUUCAGCUACACAGAUCUCUUUCUUUUUUUUUUUUGUUUGCAAAGGGUUUCUACGCUUUUAAUUAUUCUCUUUAUUAUUAUUAUUAUUGCUGAUGUUAUGAUUUCUUUCGUUUUCUCUUCCCGUCGCCAUGUUCUGCGUCCUUUGGUCUUGUUCGCUUCAGGAGAAACUUCUUCUUGUAUCUGCUUUGUGUUUUGGGUUUAGAUAUAUUUUUGUGCAUGCAAGAUGUUACCUUAUCUUUUUAUUAUUAUCAUUUUCGCAUUGGGUGUCUCUCAACCGCUCUUUUUUAUUAGUUUUUUUCGUUACUUUUUGUGGAACAAGACACGCAUGAGUAUAUCACAAUGGCUGUAUAUUUUUUUUUCUUUCUCUCCUUAUGUUAUCUCUGAAUAUUACGCUGGUUUGGUGUUUUUUGUCUCAUUUAACGUGUUUUUAUCGCAUGAAAGUCGUCUUUAAAUGUUUACUUUUCAUACCAAAGACUUUAUAAUUACAGUAUGAUUUUUUUUCUUAUCUUUCAGUAUUUUGGAAGAUUUUUUUCUAAGAAUUUUCUAUGAUACAGCGAGUGAUUCCAGUUUGUGGGUUGUGGAAAAUUGUUUAAUUAAUUUGAAAUGUCGAUACUUUUGCCUGGAUUCUGAUAUGAUGGCAUGUUUUUUUUUCUGUUGACCUUUUUAAUCUUUUGUCUUGUUUCUUUAUUUAUUGGCUGUUCUCUCUUAUUCUUCCGUUUUCACUUUCUAUUUGUUUGUUGAUGUGUAUCUCUCUCUCUCUCUCUCUCUCUCUCUCUUAUAUCAUAUCAUCUCUUGUAUCAGCUAAUUAUCAGAUUAAAAUUCCUUCCCUUUUCUCUAUUUUCUGUUUUUAUCUCUUAUCUUUUUAUAUCCUUCCUACCGCCCAUUUCUUCUUUCUCUUUCUGUCACUCCUUCUCUCAAAAGGUUUGAUUGCCCUUGUUAGAUGUCAUGAAUAUAAUGUUUACAAAUGAUAACAAAAGGGAUAGUUGUUAUAAAGUUUCGUAAUGACAAUAAUCUUUUUAAUCUCGAACGGUCUUGAAUGAAUUCCCAGGAUGCUCGUCGUUAUUUUAAGUAUUUUAAGUCUUUUAGGUUUUAAGUAUCUUCAGUAUUUAAAGAUAAAUAAAGCCCUUUUAAAACUUUUUGGGGGGAGAUUCUAACGAUCGUACAUAUAAACAGAUUUCAGUGAAAAGCUGUUUUAUUGGUACAGAUUAUGUAUGUUUGUUUUGUAACAGCUUGAUAUUAUUAUUAGAUGAUUUGAUACCACGUUUAAUUCGCGCUGUUUGGUGAGGUUGGCAAAAAAUAAAAAAUAAAUGUGGGUAGGUCCGUUGUCCCUUGCGAAAACGCGGCGAAUUGCGCGCUUAUAUUUAGUUUAUACUCAGUUUCAGUCUUCAAUUUUUCCUUUCUAUUAUAAGUUUAAGUUUAAGCCAUAUAUAGGAUUUAUUUUAGAUUUAAAAGUUAGCUGAUUAUUGCAUUUAGAACGAAUGUGAAGCUUGAUUUCCUUUACAGAUAUUUUUUGUGCAAGUUAUCCCUCUCGUAAUGCUUGUUUAUUUACCUUUUUCUGUUUAUUUUUUAUCAUUAUUAUUUUUUUUACAGAAUAGUUUAUCAAGCAUUUGCUUUGUGCUUACAUGGGAGUCAUUCUAUAUCUUUUAAG
Penaeus vannamei (Pacific white shrimp) is the source of this 2534-nucleotide messenger RNA. NCBI's taxonomy places the organism in Eukaryota, Metazoa, Arthropoda, Malacostraca, Decapoda, Penaeidae. The record is from RefSeq and is a predicted model, not a curated record.